Molecule: messenger RNA, 1312 nt
Organism: Vitis riparia (riverbank grape)
Lineage: Eukaryota; Viridiplantae; Streptophyta; Magnoliopsida; Vitales; Vitaceae
Product: CASP-like protein 5A2
Exons: 4
Coding region: 94-855 (253 amino acids)
Cellular component (GO): membrane
Source: RefSeq, a predicted model, not a curated record
ACCCAUGUGGCGCCUUGCACUCAUAGCCUGACCCCCUUACAUUGACGUGUUCCUCAUUCUCAUAGUCCCUUUUCUUUGUCAAUCAAGUGUCAAAUGCAAUGUCGGCAAUCCGAAUUUAGGGCUCAUUUGUGGGAGGAUCUUUACCUUUCUUCCCUCCGAACUAACCAUCCGUUUGGGUGGCGAGAAAAGCCAGGAAAGGGGGAAAAAGGAUUAUCAAAACAUAAAAAGAAAUCCGAAUUUCACUCCCUUAACUGUUUGGAGGCGAGGAAAGAAAACCUCUGCUCAACCGUGCCUGAUACCGCAGUCUUACCUUACGCGAGGAUGAAUGUGAGCCACGCAUCGGUUCACCCAGUGGAGGAUCCUCCUCCCACUGACGCGAUUAAUGCUCCGAGGGUGAGGAUGAAAGACUUCCAAGGCACACCCGGCACCACCGGAGGGCUCUCGCUUCGUUGCUGUCAGUUUCUGUUUGCAGCAAUUGCUCUCUGUGUCAUGGUCACCACCAGUGAUUUCUCUUCGGUCACUGCAUUCUGCUACCUUGUUGCUGCUGUUGGCUUACAGAGCCUGUGGAGCCUUUCGCUUGCCAUUCUUGACAUUUAUGCCCUUUCAGUGAAGCGCUGCUUGCAGAAUUAUCAAGUUGUUGCUUUGUUUACUAUUGGUGAUGGGAUCACAUCCACCCUUACAUUUGCUGCAGCCUGUGCAUCUGCAGGCAUUACCGUCCUUAUUGGUAAUGAUCUUAAUAGCUGUGCCCACAACAACUGCUUAGAGUUUGAGACUGCCACAACCUUGGCCUUCUUUAGCUGGUUUGCUGUAUUACCAUCUUUCCUCUUGAACUUCUGGUCACUAGCAUCCCGGUGAAAAAUGGGAACAAAAGGGAAGGCAAGGAGCUGGUUGGGACACCAUUGAAAUUAUGUGCAUUUGUUAGUAUAUUCUCACUUUGUUGAGCUUGGCAUUCAGCAAUGUCCCAAACAAACGAAACUCAGACCUCACAUUUAUGCCAUGUGUAUAUAUUAUGUAAACCAAUCUGUUCCCUGAAGAGUCCCAUCAUGAAAAUGCAUCCUAUGUUUCAGAAAAACUGAAGCACAAAGUGAUGAUGAUUCCCAUGGAGGGUAUGUAGCAUGGGAAAAACUAUCAGUCAUUUGUUUGAUGGGAUUUUUGUCAAUAUGCAGGAGGAUGCUAUAUUUUUGUUGAGACUUCUGCACAGAUGGCAUGAAUGUUCUAAGUUAAAAUUUUUGUUAUCCCCCUGUAUCAUGGAAAUUUGUUAAUCUCCAUCUCCAUAAAGUAACUGAAAUUAUUGCUCUUAAAGAGCUCUUAU